GAGAAGUGGAUGCGGAGGGUUUGAAAACAGAGCGCGAUUUUGUGGCACUUUAAAACCAGCAAACGUUAAUUGUUUGUGAAAAAUAAAUCGUUUAAAAAAGUAUCAAGAGACGCGUUCCGGGUGGCAGACAUGUCAACAAAGAAGCUAGCCAAAGAAUUGGGACUGCUGAGGCAGCGCAGUCAAGCCUCCGUUGGCUUGACAAAGACUCUCCUGUCAAAUCAAGUUUUUGCAUAUCUGAUCGUCAUCGACUUUGAGUCCACAUGCUGGAGAGAGAAAACCAACUCCAGCCAGGAAAUAAUUGAAUUCCCUGCUGUUCUUCUGAACACAUCCACGGGGGAGAUUGAGUCGGAGUUUCACACAUAUGUUCAACCCCAGGAACAUCCCGUACUGUCGGCCUUCUGCACCGAGCUCACUGGCAUUACACAGAUGCAAGUUGAAGCGGGAGUCCCCCUCCGGAUCUGCCUGUCUCAGUUCAAUCGCUGGCUGCAAACGCUGCGUCUGGAGAAGGCGCUCAUCUUUCCUACCCGGCAACACAGCGCUUCCGCCCCGCCGCCUUCCAGAAAGCUGUGCACUUUCCUCACGUGGUCGGAUUGGGAUCUCGGAGUGUGUUUGCACUACGAGUGUAAACGCAAGCAGAUCCACAAACCAGAUGCGGUCAACAGCUGGAUCGACCUGAGGAGCACCUACAGGAUGUUUUACAGCAGGAAGCCCAAAGGUCUGAAUGGGGCGCUGCAAGAUCUGGGGAUCCAGUUUUGUGGAAGAGAACAUUCUGGUCUGGAUGACGCCAAGAACACGGCUCGGCUGGCAGAGAGGAUGAUGAGGGAUGGCUGCGUGAUGAAGAUCACCAGAAGCUUAGAGAGGGAAGAGAAACCAAAAAAUAAGCCAACAACCUCCACUCCGUCUUCUGUUGCAAACGCCACUAAAGUCCAAAACCUGCAGGAUAACUCCGGUCCUCGAGUCUCUGUCCCGGGCCAUGAGAGUCUGGUGUCACCAAAGACUCUCCUCAAUGGUACCACGUCACCCCUGUGUGGUCUCUGGAGCAAGACGAGAUGCGCCACAGCGGCCAAUCUCUCCAACAACCUCAUUCUCUGCUCCACCGUCAUGGGGGGUCUCCAGCAGCAGCAGGCCGUAAGAAGUGGACCCACAGGACUGGAGGAGGAGCGCGUCGAAGAGUUUGCAGUGGAAGCCGAGGACAGGUGCGGGUCCUACGACGAUGUGGUGCUGGAUGACGUCGGUAUGGACUCGGGGGGGACUUUGGAGGCCGUCUCGGAUCAUUACAGCCUGUGGGGAGAACCCAAGGAGACCCCCGCUGAUACAGCCGUGUGUCAGGGUGAUGUCCCCGGAGGACCAGACGCUUGCUUUGCAGUUCUUCAGACGGCUUCAAGACACCAACUCCGGCAUAAAACCAAUAAGACACCCUCCUUCGUCCCUGAGAGGACGUCCACCCCCAACGCCUCCAUCUUCCGCACCAAAGGAGGCAUUGCGCCGUCAAAGUCGCCCUUUACUGUCCUCGCUGAUUCUUGGAAGAAGGUUGCAGCUUCCGCUUCCCGCAGAGUCCCCAAGACUGUCCUGUCCUCGAUACCCGCCAACGUCAUUCCAUCCCGCGGGGGGAAGAUCACGCCGCCGCUGUGCGACUGCGGCCGCCGCACCAAGCGCCUGCAGGUGUCCAACAGCGGUCCCAACCACGGCAGAGGCUUCUACUGCUGCGCCGUGCGCCAGGCGACAAGGAAGGGAUGUGAGUUCUUCAAGUGGGAGUCCACCCUGAAGAAGACCAGCUCCGUCUCGCUCUGUCACGCCGACAGAAUGCUCGGCCCUCGGCGAUCUCAGAGGAAGAGCGUGUGAGUGCCGAUAUCAAAAACGACACAAAUCAGGAUUUGUGUACUCACGCACUCAAAAGAACAUGCUGUCUUUUACCACAGUGGCAUCUGCUGGAUCAGGUCGUGCACUGCUUCAACACAUUUUAUUCACACAGUAGCUUGUUUUUAAUAGUGUGGUCAGAUGGCGCUAUCUGCGGGGGGGGUACUGCAUCUAUGAACCCAGCAGAGGGCGCUGUCUCUCAAGUCAAUUCACUCAACAUUUUCCAGCAGGAAGAUGCUUUGACAAGACAUGAUGUGGUGUAAAUGCACAUUUCUUUCUUGUGUAAAACUCACUUUGUCAUUUUUGGCUGCCAUGGAAAUCGUAAGGAACGCUGAAUAGCAUGCACAUGCGCAGGCUGCUCGCUAGUGACGUGCGAUACCGCCGAUUUUGUUUCCCAGCCAAUACUGAGUAAAAUUCAGGCUGAUAUCGGCGAUACCGAUCCAAUACCGGUACUUUGUGCAAAUUCACCUAAUGCGUCCGGUAAAUUUUAAGAAGUAGUGUGUUGUAUUUAUGUCGUGGCAUAAAGAAUACAAGACAAUUUAAUAAGUAAAUAACCUAAUAGUGAAUUCAUUUACUUAUUUAUUUGAAAGCCCGAAGUAUAUUGAGGUAUCGGGGUGAUUUGCCAAGCUAAUGGGAGAACAGAAUCAUAUCAAAUAUGUGGAAACGGUAUUUUCAACAAAAGAAAAAAAUAAAUAAAAUAAUGAAACCAUUAAAAUAAAUACAAAUGAUUAAAAACUACAAUAACAAUGAAAACUGUAUUUACAAUCCACAUGUGGGUCCGUUUGCGAUCGGUCAUCCUUUCAUAAGACAAACGUUUCAGACAAACAUGACCUCAAACGACUGAAGCAUCGAUAUUUUGAGUUCAGAAUCGAUUUUCGAGCCUGAGGAGCUGGUAUCGGAAGGUAUCGGUAUUUCAGUAUCGGUCCACACAUCACCCUAGCAAAGCUCGCAUUCAGUUGGCGGCAGACCGUUGCUAAAGUGUAGAAUAUAAUUAACCUUUCACAAAAUAUUCAUAAUAUGAUAAAACAAUAAGAUACAGCACAACAACUUUACACACUCUUCAUAUUUUAUAUAAGUUUGCCUUCUGUUUUUCCUGUUGUUGUAUAUUAGCUUGGCCGUAUCAUAAACCACCCCACUACCUCAAUAUACUUCAGGGUUCAAAAUAGAACAAUAACUUCAAUUUCAUGUAUUUAAAUGAAUCAUUUAUUCGAAAUUCAUCAUUUAUUUAUAUUAAUGAUUGAUUUAAUCAAUAACUUCAUUAACUAUCGUGCAUGCAUCAUGCUUCACUACCUUUUUAAC
Molecule: messenger RNA, 3156 nt
Organism: Dunckerocampus dactyliophorus (ringed pipefish)
Lineage: Eukaryota; Metazoa; Chordata; Actinopteri; Syngnathiformes; Syngnathidae
Gene: eri2
Product: ERI1 exoribonuclease family member 2
Exons: 9
Coding region: 130-1842 (570 amino acids)
Biological process (GO): exonucleolytic trimming to generate mature 3'-end of 5.8S rRNA from tricistronic rRNA transcript (SSU-rRNA, 5.8S rRNA, LSU-rRNA)
Molecular function (GO): zinc ion binding; nucleic acid binding; 3'-5'-RNA exonuclease activity
Source: RefSeq, a predicted model, not a curated record